This is a messenger RNA of Zophobas morio, 1603 nucleotides long. RefSeq names its product box C/D snoRNA protein 1-like. Gene Ontology annotation, cellular component: nucleus; pre-snoRNP complex. Lineage: Eukaryota; Metazoa; Arthropoda; Insecta; Coleoptera; Tenebrionidae. Gene Ontology annotation, biological process: box C/D snoRNP assembly; maturation of LSU-rRNA from tricistronic rRNA transcript (SSU-rRNA, 5.8S rRNA, LSU-rRNA); snoRNA localization. The transcript has 4 exons. The record is from RefSeq and is a predicted model, not a curated record. The coding region runs from base 273 to 1235 and encodes 320 amino acids.
UUUGUAAUUAUUGGAAAUUGACGACGAGCAAGAUCUAAAAAUACCGAAAAAAAAAACGCCCCUUGUAUUUAAAUCUAUCACACGGCCCCCGUAGUCAAAACAUCCGGCAAGAACUGUCAAACGAAUCAAACUCCCUAAAUUUAGGGACUUUUAAAACAAAUCGUAGCUCGUGUCAUACCUGUGUGUCACUUCAUUUUUGUGGUUGAUUGAAAUUCAAAUAAAAAUUGAGAAUAAACUCACAAAUAUAUUCUUAUCAGUGAAAGUAUAAAAACAUGGCUACAGCAAGCACAACUUCGCCCCCAAGCACCCCCGACAGCGACUCUCUUGCUAAAAAAAACAAACUAGGUAAAUGUGAAGUCUGCGCCAACCGAGACUCCAAAUACUGUUGCCCCCGAUGCGAAAUCAAAACAUGUUCCUUAAAAUGCAACAAAAUCCACAAACUCGAGGUGGAAUGCAGCGGAGUGAGAGACCGGACGAAGUUUAUCCCAGUGAACAAAUUCACGAACUUGGAUUUGUCGAGCGACUACAGGCUUUUGGAGGAGAUUUCGAGGGUGGUGGACGUUUCAAAGAAAGCGAGGUGUAAUUUGAGAUUUGGUUUAAGCAGGCGGUUUUUGUUGCUGCAGCAACAGGCUUUACAAAGGAAAAUCUCGCUGAAGUUUUUACCAAGGACUUUUGCUAGGCACAAAAACAACAGCUCCAUGUUUAAUACUGGAACAAAAAUAAUUGAGUGGCAUGUGGACUGGGUUUUUGUUAAUAGUGAGAAUUUUAAAGUGAGCGAGGAGAGGGUGCCUGAAAACGGCCGGAUUAGCUCAAUUCUUAGUAAAUAUUUGGCGAAGCAGGAGAGUGAGGAGAUGCAGGAGAAGCUACAGUAUUAUCAAGCCGCAGAUUUACCAGGUAUAAGAAUUCUCUUGAAAGCGGAACAAAAAAGUGGUAAGAAAUUUUACGAAAUCGACCCCACAUACACACUGAAGGACUGUUUGAGGAACAAAAUAAUCAUUGAAUAUCCUACUAUUCACUUAGUCUUAAAAGAUCAAGCACUUUUUUAUGAUAUAGUGGAUUCAGAUGACGAGGAAGACUGUAAAAAAGAGCUUCAAAAACAAAUAAAGAGUGGACAAGAAGUCAUUAAUAAAAUCAUCAAGAAAUCUGAAAGUGAGGAUGGGUUGUACGAAUCACUGAAAAAUUUCUUGUUUAUUUCCGAGUAUUCUGAUGAAGAAGGGGAGUCAGAGGGAGAAUGAAGCAAAGUAAAUUGUUGAUGAUUUUGCGCCAUAAAGAAAAGGUUUUGUUGGGAUAAAAUUGAUUCACGUUUUAGUUAAUAAUUUUUAAAAAUUUUUGAAACAGGAUUGUUUAUUUUCGUCGUUUUAAAAAUUGUUAUAUUUCGAACUGACUGGUGCUUGGAUAUCGAUUUAUGCGAUGGUUGUGGUUAGGCAACCCAGAAUACACCUCGAUGUGAGGAAAAUAGAAAACGAUGGUCGACAUUAAUGUAUAUUAUUAUUUCUUGCAGAAAUAUUAAUACUUUGACACGAGUACAACACACAGAUUUAAAUUUUAACAACAGAAAUAUAUCUACACAUUUAUUAUGUAAAUAAAGUCGGAAUUUAGCUAA